UUCUCACUGCGCAUGCGCGUCUCUCCUGUUUGUGAUGACCGUCAACAUGGCGGCAGUGGAGACGCAUGUCUAAACUUUACACUGACAAUUGAUUUCUUGCCUCGCGUACUUUGUUUACGUGAAAGAAAGCCGUCGAACAAAAAAUGUCCCGUCACAGGAAUGUCCGAGGUUAUAACUACGACGAAGACUUUGAGGAAGAUGACAUGUACGGGCAGUCAGUGGAAGAUGACUACUGCAUCUCUCCUGCCACUGCCGCACAGUUUAUCUACUCGCGUCAAGACUCAAGGCAGGCUCGACAUGUAGAGACCCUGGAAGAGGCAGAAUAUGAGGUGGAGGAAGAGGAGAUGCCAACGUCUCCCACCAUUGCAGGCACACUAGACCCACUACAACAAGGUCGGUUGUAUUCCUGUUUGGAUCAGAUGAGAGCUGUGCUGGGAGAUUCAAUUCCAGACUCCACACUGACUCAGGCAGCUCUGAAAUAUGACUGUGACCCUCACAGAGCCCUUGAUUUUAUUCUAACUGAGGAGAACACCAAUACACACGCCCCUACAGCCAGAACCAACCCACAGCCCGAGCCUAUCACCACAGCUGCACCACAGAAAGCUAAAGCACGGGAGGCUUCAGAGAGUCGUGUUGAAGCAGAGGUUGUCCCAAAGGUUGCCCGCAUGACUGUGUCAGGCAAGAAGCAGACCAUGGGCUUUGAUGUGCGAAGUGCGGAAGAAAACGGCGUUGUUGCCCCGUCAGUUCGCAGAGGGCCGAGUCCAGAGGUCACCGCUGCACCAACCACAGAGACCCCAUCCAAACCAUCGGCUGUGAAUGAAGACUCUGCCGCCCCGACCCCGACUCGACCAGCUGGAAAGAGCAAACAGCAGCUCAACAUCCGUGCUGAACUGGAGAAGAGACAAGGAGGAAAACCGUUACUCAACCUGGUGGUCAUAGGUCAUGUAGAUGCUGGUAAGAGCACUCUCAUGGGUCAUCUGUUAUAUCUGCUGGGGAACGUUAAUAAGAGAACCAUGCAUAAAUAUGAGCAGGAGGCCAAGAAAGCUGGCAAGGCCUCAUUCGCUUAUGCAUGGGUACUGGACGAGACAGGAGAGGAGAGAGACAGAGGAGUGACCAUGGAUGUGGGCAUGACAAAGUUUGAGACCGACUCGAAGGUUAUAACUCUCAUGGAUGCACCAGGACACAAAGACUUCAUUCCGAAUAUGAUUACAGGGGCUGCACAGGCAGAUGUGGCUGUGUUAGUCGUAGAUGCCAGUCGUGGGGAGUUUGAGGCCGGGUUCGAGGCGGGGGGGCAGACCCGCGAGCACGGCCUGCUGGUUCGAUCCCUCGGAGUCACGCAGCUUGCCGUUGCUGUCAACAAGAUGGACCAGGUGAACUGGCAGCAGGAGAGAUUCCAGGAAAUCGUCUCGAAGCUCGGUCACUUUCUGAAGCAGGCUGGUUUUAAGGAUUCUGAUGUGUUUUACAUCCCUACCAGCGGUCUAUCAGGAGAGAAUCUGACUACUAGGAGUAAAGUUGCAGAUCUUACAGCCUGGUACACUGGACCUUGCCUACUGGAACAGAUAGAUGCAUUUAAACCACCCCAGAGGUCAGUGGAGAAGCCUUUCAGGCUUUGUGUCUCAGAUGUCUUCAAAGAUCAGGGAUCUGGGUUCUGUGUGACUGGGAAGAUCGAGGCUGGCUUCAUUCAGACAGGAGAUAAAGUUCUGGCCAUGCCUCCUAAUGAGACCUGCACGGUUAAAGGGAUCACUCUCCAUGAUGAAGCUUUAGACUGGGCAGCUGCUGGUGAUCAUGUCAGUCUAACUGUAACUGGCAUGGACAUCAUCAAAAUAAAUGUUGGAUGUAUAUUCUGUGAUCCCAAAGAGCCCAUCAGAACCUGUACAAGAUUCCGAGCAAGAAUUCUCCUCUUUAAUAUAGAAUUUCCCGUCACGCAAGGCUUCCCCGUACUGUUACAUUAUCAGACCGUAAGCGAACCGGCCACUAUUAGGAAGUUAGUCAGUGUAUUACACAAGAGCAGUGGAGAAGUUCUCAAGAAGAAACCAAAGUGUUUGAGUAAAGGACAGAAUGCUGUGGUGGAGAUUCAAACACAGAGGCCUGUGGCUCUGGAGCUCUAUAAGGACUAUAAAGAACUGGGGCGGUUCAUGCUGAGAUAUGUGGGCUCGACCAUUGCUGCUGGAGUUGUCACAGAGAUCAAAGAGUAAGAACCAGUUGGAACUGGAUCCUCCAGAAAAAAACUGGACAGAAGUGCAAUUCCCCCUCAAAGCUACCGUAACACAAACAUAAAGUGAAUACACACAGAUGCCCACAAGGCAACAUCUAGCCACAGUUCACAUUUCACCUUAUUAAAGGCCCUAGAAUGAGUGUGUGUGUGCUAGAGAGAGACUGCAUUUUGUCCUGCCUCUCAACUUGCAGCAUACAAUUGAUUUGUGUAAUAAUUCAUCCAAAAUUUCAGCUCAAACACACACGGAUCAUUUACCUGUAAUUUAAUUUGGUUUGCUUCCAUUCAUUGAUUGCAUCAUUAACUGAACUCAUUGUUUUAUUAUUUGAUAUUUUAUUUAGAUUAUUGUAAAGCGCAUCAUUUUUGACUAUAAGAUGGCAGCAUAUAAUGGACAUUUAGUUUCCAUUUUCAAAUGGAAGGUUUUUAAGGUUAAUCAAAUUAGUUAUGGAUGUGUACAUUUGUAAAAGGGAAAAUAGAUUAAGCAACACAGCUGGCAGCUCUCAUCUCCUCCAUCAGUUUCUCAUGUGAGCGGGACAGUGUGAAUGAAGCCUGCCCUUCCAUUGCUGCUACUCUAUGAGAAAACAGAAGGAUCGAGAACCAGUGGGCAAAUGGAUAUGCUGUGGAGAAACUCAUCCGCAUGUCUAUAAUCUAACAGUAAUCACUUAAAGGACCUAACGGACAUGACUCUUACUCAUCUUGACUUGAUUAUUAAGUUGUUUUAAUUUAAAGAACGUUUUGUUUGGGUGUAUCGAAGCUGAAGUUGUUCAGUUGGGGAAAAGCUUCUUCAUCAGAAAAAUAAAAAUAUUGAUCACUAUGGAAAAUGUGUGUGUGUGUAUUGUUGGGCCAUUAAAUAUAGUAUUUAUUCAGUCUUACAUUUAUUUUCCCAUUUUGGAAAGUGUUUGUUGGUUUUAUCAUGGAAGCCUGUUUCCACCACAUAAUUAAAAAACAAAAGUGAGAAAAAGUUGCUGUUAACUUUAAAAAAAAAAAUUUAUUCCAUGGUUGGGGAAAAAAAAAACACAGAAUUGCAAGAUGUAAACUCAGAAUUCCGAGAAAAAGUCUGCAUUGUGAGAUUGCAAUAGUGAAUUGAAAAAAAAAAGCAGUUUAUAUUUCACUUCAUUUUGAGUAUAUAUCUCGCAAUUCUGACUUUUUUCUUAGAAUUACGAGAAACAAAGUUCAACUGUGAGAGAGAAACUCAGAAAAGUCAGAAUUGUGAGAUGGAAAGUUGCAAUUACCAUUUUUUCAUUUUUUUAUUCUGUUAAAAUUGGCUUCAUACUUUAUGACCCUGCUCAACAUUUACAAAAGCAUUGAUUAUUCUCUGGACAGGAAUGUAUGUUUUUCCUGCAUGCAAGCUGUUUGUUUUCAUCCUUACAAUUUUCAUGAAUUCUUGUUUCGGCUUUUACCACCUUUUGGCCUGAUGUCGAAUGACAUGAAUCUCAGUGCAUUGAUGUUUUGUGAACACACUUUAUUAUUGCAGUAUAAUGCGAGUUAUGCAAAUCAUGUAAUUUCCCACUUAUUCCAGAAAGUGCUCACUCUGACAGAUGCUCAUUAUAUGUGCUCAAAUGCUAACAGAUGUAGCUAAUAAGUUGUUUUCUUGUGUGAGAAUGUGCUGCUGUAAUUUUCCACUUCAUGGCCUGAUAAUCAAAAGAUUUCACAAACGCAGCUUGUUCAGAAUAGAUACAGACUCGAAGAUGAUGACACAUUGAUUCAGUGAAACUGGCUUUAAUCAAUUCGUCUCUGCCUCUUGAUUGUAGAGAAAUACACUGAAAGAUUUAAUAGUAUGUUUCUACUGGUAGGCACAAAGAAAAUAUACUGAAAUUGAAGAGAAAUAUACUGCUUAAGACCUUAUCCACCACACAAGAUUGUAAUUAAUAAGAAUAAUUACCAUCAAAAGUGAAAAAUGAGGGAUUUGACCUUUUAGUUUUAUAGCACUGGGGUUGCUGAAGUGGUUCAAUCAGCGUAACAAAUGACUUCUUCUCAACUGAGAAUUGGGAUAUUAAAUGUAUGCUCGGUGCUACAGACUUAGGCCAAUUACAAGUGCAGUAAUCAUAGUCUCAAGAGAUUCUGACAUUAGCUCUGCUUAAAAGCAUCAAAGAGUUUUGUGAAUUACCCACAAGGAACAUUUUUGACAAUAGCAACUUUUUAAUGCUGUCUUUCUCUAAUUUCAUCUCAUUGUUCUCUUUGAUCCUCUUUUUAAAUCAUCCAAAAUAAUUGUCUAAUGAUCGUUUCCUUCCUCUAAUUUUCUGUAUCACUGCAUACAAUGGCAUUUUGACAGUAAGAGUUGUCUUUUUUUUGUGCUUGUUAAUUCUCCUUAUAGAUGUUAUUUUUCACGGCAUGGUGGUUUAUAUCUUUUUCUUGAGGAAUGAAAUUUCAAUAUCCACCCACUUUUUCUCUGGGGCUGGUCUUUUGAUUUGGAAUGAGCAAAGUCUCUCCAUAAAACUUUAAUGUUUUGUUCUAAUGCUGCUGCUUGAAACAUUAAAGUGAUUUAUAAAAUUAUAAAA
This is a messenger RNA of Onychostoma macrolepis, 4710 nucleotides long. It is a transcript of the gene hbs1l, whose product is annotated as HBS1-like translational GTPase. Gene Ontology annotation, molecular function: GTP binding; GTPase activity. The transcript has 18 exons. The record is from RefSeq and is a predicted model, not a curated record. Lineage: Eukaryota; Metazoa; Chordata; Actinopteri; Cypriniformes; Cyprinidae. Gene Ontology annotation, biological process: translation. The coding region runs from base 144 to 2195 and encodes 683 amino acids.